AUGGCGCUGUGCGAGGGUGUUGUGUGCGGAAGCUCUCUGCUCUGGCCUCGGGUGUUGCUCUUCGGCGACUCCACCACCCAGUUUUCUUUCCAGCAGGGUGGGUGGGGAGCGUCAUUGGCGGACAAGCUGGUCAGAAAAUGCGAUGUUCUGAAUCGUGGAUUUUCGGGUUACAAUACCAGAUGGGUGAAGAUUAUCCUCGCGAGGCACCGGAAGGGGAGCAGUUUGGACAGCCCAGCAGCAGGUACAGUUUUCUUCGGUGCCAGUGACAGUGCGCUAAAAGGUGAGAACCCCAAGCAGCGCAUCCCCCUGGAGGAGUACGUGGCAAACCUGACGAGCACGGUGCAGCACCUGCAGUCCGUGGGCGUGCCCGAGAGCAGGCUUAUCCGCAUCACGCCACCGCCCGCUGCUCUGUGAGGCCGCACGGGGACAGGAGCGGGUGAGCUCCUGAGCUCAGGGUGCAAAUUAAAUCGCCUCAACUCGGUCGUCGGUGAAUAUGCCAGGGCCUGUUUACAAGUAGCCCAGGACUGUGGGAUUGAUGCACUUGACCUGUGGACCCUGAUGCAGAAGGACAGUCAGGACUUUUCUUCUUCCUGUUUGUCAGACGGACUACAUUUAUCACCAAAAGGAAAUGAGUUUUUGUUCUCCUAUCUUUGGCCUUCGAUAGAGGAGAAAGUCUCUUCACUGCUUUUGUUGCUCCCUUACUGGCGAGACAUAGCAGAAGCAAAACCAGAACUAAGUCUUCUGGGAGACGGGGCCCACUAGUCACCUAAAACCAAGUCCAGCUGUUAAUCUACAGAACAGGAAGUCGCCAGUGCACAAAGACCCCAAGAUAAGUGGUCAGAGAAGUUUAAACCUUUGCUCAUGACCCUGCAAUAAAAAUCACAGACAUCUGCCACCAAGAUUAAUAAAAGCAUUGGAAGUUUUCAGGACAGCUUUGUAGUAGAUGCAGACCAUACUGAAGCACUAGAUGAAGAAGUAACGGGUAAGUACCAAUCAGUCGUGUGGGGAGAAAGCCCCAGGCCAGCACGUCGCACCCGAACCAUCUCCUGUGCAUCCUUGGCCACUAGUGUUUGAGAAGAGGCGACCAUAACUUUCUUAUUCUGAAGUAGUUCAGGCUCUUUCUGAAUGGCGAAUGUUUUAAGAGGAUGGUGACAGUAUUGACACAUGAAGAUACUUCAGAAACACACAAAAACUGCCCAGCUACCUAGGGUCCUAAAACAGUUGGCAGAAUUCUGUAGAUUCAUUGAGCUACAAUUUGUAACCCUCACUAUAAGCUAGAUUGUUUUAAUUCUAGACAUUAGAGAUUCUUAACAAUUUAGAAUUAAGAAACCCUAUCCCUAAAUUUAGCAGUGUAAUUCCCUUCUGCUGCUACAAGUUCUAGGUAAUACCUAGAAACAGAAGCCACGUUUUGGAGACAAUCUAUACAUUGGUUUUUUCUCCCUUUGUCUUCAAGGCAAAAGAAAGAAAUCUAUUCUGUGUUCCAGUUAUCCUCACAAGAAACUGCUAAAUGCCUCAUUAAGUUUGCUGGAUCAUUACAGUGUUUAAAAAAAAACUGAGCAUCUCCCUAAUCAGUGCCGUUCCCAGUAUGAAAAGUUAAUUUACAAAAAUGUAAAUACUCAUAACCUAAUCCAGCUGUAGUUUCUGCUUUGGCGUCAGAGGUUGAAGGAUAUCUUAAAGAUCAAAAAAAACUAAAACCUGAAAGCCUCAAAAUAAGCGAGAUUCACCUUACCUCUUCAGAAGGAAAAGGGCCUGACCACACAAGUAUUACAUAUGCAAAGGAAGUCCAAACACAUGACCGGCAUCUGCUGUGAAGUCACUUCCUUUUUUUCUCCCAAAUCUUCACAAAAACUGCAGUGAUUUGAGGUCAAAUCUAUAAAAAUAUUCUGCACACGGAAGUCAGAGCGCUCGGGACGCGGUCCUGAACUAGCACUCGGUUUCCUUGCUGUUAAUGCGGUUCUGACGCUGCAGCUUAAAGGACGAGGGCUUUUCGCUUCUGGUGACCGGAUGGUCCGUGAGGUCCUCGAACGACUUGGCGGCUGCGCUGCUAUUUGGGAAGGGGUCCUUCUCGAAGCCAUCCUCGUCGGCGUGCGAAUCCGUGCUGGGGUCCUCCUGGAUGGUGUCCAUCCGCUGGUGGUCCAGCUUUGGGGCCACAGGCACCAAAGGCGCGGGGGGCACCGCAGGGGCAGGCUGCGGGGGCUGCAGGCGGCCCGGGGUCGGGGGCGCGGGAAAGGGCUUGAUGAUGCGAACCGACGCGGAAUCCAUGCUGCUGAGCAUCUCGACGUUCUGGAAAGACACCGAGUAGGUGCACCCCAGGUCCCACAGUCCCAGCCUCACCCGGCAGAUGGCCGCGCCCAUCGGCACCCUGAUCCCCACGCUGGGGAAGGCACCCCAAGAAGCGACUCGAGCGGUUAGUGUUCAAGUCCUGACACGCCGCCGUUUGAAGACCCAAAGGAGACUCACGAGAAACAACGCUGUCAGGAUCCGAAGACAGGAAAAGCUCUCUCAGUGUUAAACUAAGCCCGUGCUGAACAGCUGACCACUCAGGGCUGACCAUCCAAGCGACUAGCAAACGUUCACCGUCACUGUCAUGAGAACUGACCUUAGCAUCCAACCUAGAUCCCUCCUGCUACCCCAGGACCUUCCUGCCAGAGACGGCGCCGCUGGAAAGGCUGGUGGCUCUUGCUGGGGAGGCCAGUGAAGGUCUCUGCUUAGCAGACCUCAAAAUACAACCGAGAACGACUCGUGAGAGAUACUUACACUGGGGUGGAACAGAGACAGCGAUUCAAACUGCUUGUCCAGUUUCUUAUCCUAGAAAGAAGAGCAGAGCAGCGUCACUCCUGCGAACAGCUCCGUUCAGCGCCCCUUCCUCAUGAGCCCCUCCUACUGUCCGGGGAAGAACUAACUCAGAGCUGGAGGUGUACAAAGUGGAAGCAGGUCGCGCAGAGGAGGAGGAACUUUGCAGCCACGCUUUAAGGGUUCUGCCCAAGUGUUUGCUCUGCACGUCAAAGAAAUGUGUUUUUUGGCGUUAAGUAAGGAAACAGGCAAGGUUUAAGCUCUGGUGUCUGAGGCCCCGCCCCGGGUAGGAACGAGGGCGGCUCCGUGCGGCCAGCGCUGGCCUCGCAGCGACCCAGCCCACCAGAGCCUCGUCACUCCUCCUGGCCGUGUCCAGGGUCGCUGUGGCCCCAGCUCUUGGCGGCGCCAGGCCUCGAGUCCUGACACACACCCUGCAGAAGGCUGGACACGUGGUCCGCCCUCCGCCCUCGGUCCCUGCCCAGGGCCUGGCUUCCAGCCUGGCUGCCCUGAACGGCCGCUGAGGUCAGAGACAAGCCACUGCCCGCCCUCCCAUCGGCAGCCCUGCGCAGAAAUUGAGCAUCAGGCCUCUCGGUCCACAGUCGUAACUCGCCGUAAACCACGCAGGUCUGACUCUCGGGUAAAAGCGACCGUAAUGGACGGCACCGUCGCCCAUCUGUCAAAGCCUCCACCGCGUCCCGUUUAACAUCGCUCCGCUUUCGCAGGGCUCCUCCUGGCGUCCGGCAGGCUCGCCGCCCGAGAGAAGAGCCGUUCAGUGAGAGCGCGCAGCCGAGGGAAGGCACGGGGCCAUGAAGACCGGAGAGCUCGCCGGGCCGGAGCAUCCCACGUGCUCGCGGGAGGGCCCCGCGCAGGGGUUUCAGGGCACAGGCCUGGAAGCCUGGCUCUGACGUCCUCAUCUACACAGCAGACAAAUCCUCCUUUUCCCACAGAAGCAAGGAGAACGGAUCUAUAAGAAAAUUUCUGGAGAAAGAAAUUUUCGGGAAAACAGGACCAGGCCGCCCAGCGAAGCCUCUCGAGCCCCUGAAGCCCUCCCCGUGACAGCACAGGGAUAAAAUCGUGUUUCUGUGGCCAGCAGAAGGGUCUGACUUAGGCGAGUCAAGCUGCCCGUAGGUCUUUCCUACCCACUCAGCACCCGUUUCAAAAUCAAACUUCAUAAAGUGCCUGGAGUUUCUCAAAGCCCUAUUCAACUGUUAACUGUUCCUCAUUUUGAACAAUAAAGAAGACGGCUCCCUCUCCUCAUGUGGAAGCAUCUGAGCGAGCACCCCAGACGACGCUGCCAAGACUGCAGACCUGAUGGGGCAGCAUGUCUGGAAUGCUGCUGUUUGGCAUCUGCUCUGCCACAGCAAAGUCAGCCUGGGCGCGCUCGUUUAGAAGCUUCACUCCUCAGAGGUCCUGGACAAGCCCAGUUAACCAGUCUCCUGUGCUUAGAAGUAUAAAACUCAGAAAUUAUACAUGAGAGCGAAACAUCCGUGCACAAAAUACGUAAUUUUUUUUAGAGACCAUUAGUUAAUCUUUUUACAAAAAAUGCUUUCCCAGGGAUAGCACCAAAAAUGUCAUUGGAAACAGCAGGUCAGAUUUUUCUAAGAAGAAAUUUUUAUCUUUUCCGAAGAUAACAUGGUUCGAGUUGCUCAAAAUUUUAAUAAAAUGUUUCAUUACUUAAAAACUGGUGACUUACCACACAAUGGACCAGAAUGCUGAAAGGAAUCCAAAAUAUCAAGGAGAAAACUAGGACGGAGCCUACGAUGUUGUCUGCUAAAAACUUCCCUGUGAACAAUUCCAAACAGUGAAUGUCUUGACCAAGUACUUUAGAAAUUGAAAAUGCAACGUUCUUAGAGUACUAUCACGUGUCAAACGGCACAGACUGCUGGCGGGAUAUAACAACUGGGCUGGUACCGAGAAGCGUUUCUGUGCCAUCUGCUCUACACCCAGCUGUCCCCCCACACACGGGAGCUCUCCCCAGAAUGGACCCAUGUGCUUGUGGAGAACAGAUCACAUCACAGGAGGGCCCACACAGUCCCCGGAGGGACAGUGCAGGAGACUCAUCCUGGAGGAGGCUCCUACUAGGAACAAUGCUUGCGAGGACAACGCUGAUGCUGUCUGGGUACUAUUGUUUUUGUGACUAAACCCUAACUUAUGAGCCCUAGAGGACACAGUGCAUCCUUGCUUCUGCAAAGUCUGAGGCCCACUUUUAAAUAAAUGACUCUUAUAUCAAGCAGGAUUCAGCUUUGCAAUCUAUAGGACUGAAGGACACUUACGCUGUCACAUGUUCAUUUUUUAGUAAAGAAGCCAGUAUUUUUACUUCCCUUGUUUUAAAAUUUGUGCAUCCAUGCUACACAGGGGCAGACCUAUAAUGUGUCCACUUUGUUUUAGCCAACGAAGUCGUUUCAGAACAAAAGUGGUAACUAUUUCCAUCUUCUAUUGCACGAUUAGGGCCUAUCAGUCUGAAACCACACUUUUCUAACGUCAUCAGUGAAAUCAGCUCAGUUCCAAGCAACCACCCACCUGGGGAAACCACGUACCGAAAGUAUUGAUGCUCAGCUUGUCAAUGAACUCCCAGAACCGCUCAAUGACAUCCUGCACUCGCUUCUCACAUUUGCCCUGUGAACAGAAAGCACCCGUCAUUACCCCAGCGGCCAUGCAUUUAGAAGGAACAUGGCUGCCUUCAAGUCAAACACAUAAUUAACACGAAAAGGGCUCCACUGAAACCAAACGGCCCGGAGAGCCAUCUCUGACACACUGGAAUGGGUACCUAAGAAGGUAGCAUUCUCUGUCACUGACACUCCACACUCAGUCCAUUUUUAUAAGUGGAUUUAGAAUUACCAGAAGACAAAACUCAAGAAAACCAGUUUGUUAAAGAUGGGCCAAUUCCAGUAAGGACUGCACUGAUCUCACACACACACUGCCAGAGAAGCCUCUCGAGCCCUUAAGCCCUCCCCGUGACAGUGCAGGGAUAAAACCGUGUUUCUGUGGACAGCAGAAGGGUCUGACUUAGGCGAGUCAAGCUGCCCGUAGGUCUUUCCUGCCCACUCGGCACCCAUUUCAAAAUCAGAGCUUGCAAUCCUGCAGAAUUAGUGACUUCUAUAAUUAGCCCAGAAAACCAAGUAAGUAGGACUCCCUGCCUCAAACUCAGCUUUACCACAAAGUCCCCCAGGUCCUGCCCAGUCUCCUGAGAGCACCUGGUCCUCCGAGGUCACACGCACAGUACGUAACUAGACUCUCACACAACGACAACGGAUAGACAUGUGAGCAUCUGUGCUCUGAUUCCCUUCCAUUUGCAAAACCCAGCAUUUACAAAAUAAAAACUUCACAUCUGGCUGUUAGAGAAAAAGCUGCAGAUAAAUAAAUACUCACAUUCAUGUCACAAAAUCCUACUGUACAGGGCUUUCCCUUCCUCAAAAAUAAGUUCUUCUGUUCGGCGUCGACAUAGGGCAGGCAGCGGCCCGAGGGGUCCCUGCAGCACACCUUGCACGAGUUGUCGGUUUCUGAAACAGCAGAGCCUCUUAGACACGCGCUCUCCUCCUGCCUGUCCCCCUCCUACCCCGCUCCCGCAGGGAAGGAAUCGCACUCAUUUUUUAUUCCAACAGCGAAUAUGAUCCUGGUUUCACACCCCUCCCCUCCCCUCCCCUCCCCCUGCCAAGGAGUAACUCCUGAGUUCAGGCUCCUCAGCCCUCAGACAGGUAAAGCAAAAGGUAAAAACGAUUUACACAGAAAAGUUUCCUUUAAGAGAUUAAAAGGCAGAUUCUCUCUACUUCAAACCCUUCAUAAUGCUAAAUGAUUCCCUUCGUCCCAGCGUUAUUACGCUGCGGCUUUCAAUCCUUGGCUUCUCAGUUUCCAGCACAGUCUGGAAAGCCAAGGCUCCAGCGAGAGCCAAGCCACUGUGACAGAACUGCCAGCCUCGGGGGCAGAUCUGAGUGACCCACAAGCGACAGGAGCACCGCGGCCUAAGCACGACCUCUCCCCUCCAUGGACACCACCCUCCGACAGCACAUGGGGUAUUUGGCACACGUACAAACGGCAGGAAUGUCCAAAAGGUCAACAGGCCGUAUAACUCGGGACAAUCUUUACUUGACCUCUUAGGAAAAACUGAAAUCAGCCAGAACACAAAAACAAGCAAAACCACUUUAAAGGGAAAACAAAACCCUUCUCCUCAUUCAUUCACGUAUCAGCAUUUCCUGGGCACUUACUAUGCGUGCUUCCAGGGCACCCCAAGCCUCUUGCCGCUCACUGAAUAAAUCAUCUGACGUUGACUGUGUGUUACCUUUAUUUACAUGUUAUUCCACCUGGAAGAGCCGCGUGCUCCACUGUGUGGACGCUAAGUGCCCAUCCCAGGGGUUCUGACUUCUGGGAUUUUUGUUGUGAAAGCAGCAGAACUCUCUCCGAUGGAGGGCGGGGAGCUCAGAGC
This is a messenger RNA of Globicephala melas (long-finned pilot whale), 7213 nucleotides long. The record is from RefSeq and is a predicted model, not a curated record. Lineage: Eukaryota; Metazoa; Chordata; Mammalia; Artiodactyla; Delphinidae.